UUGCCCCUCAUUGCAGCGAGUGCAAACGUCUGCAACGUGGUGCUCAUGAGACACUCGGAGCUGUCGGAGGGCAUCAGCGUGCUCGAUGAGCACGGGAACGUGGUGGGAACGUCCAAAGUGGCCGCUAGGCAUGCUCUUUUAGAAACCGCUCUGACCAGAGUGGUCCUCCCCAUGCCCAUCCUGGUCUUACCUCCCAUGAUCAUGACUGCACUGGAAAAGCUUCCUCUCCUGCAGAGACAACGGAGGCUCGUCCUGCCCAUCCACAGCCUAGUGGUCCUCGCUGCCUUCGGCCUGGCUCUGCCCCUCGCCAUCAGUCUCUUCCCACAGAUGUCCCAGAUCAGUGUGAAUGAGCUGGAGCCAGAGAUUGCCAUGGCAACCGACUGUAAGAUUGUGACAUACAACAAAGGUCUGUGAGUGAUCUCUGCCCACCCGACACAUGAAGACGGGACCCCGCUGCUCGUCGCUGUGCAGACCCCCGCUGCGGCUGCCAGAGGAUGAAGGAUGGUAAAUGUGUCUGUGAGCAGUUAGCAUAUGUUUACAGGAAAGGGUUCAUCAUGACAAUACAUUUUGUUUAUUUAGAAAUGGUCCCACAGGAUGACAUGCUGUGUAUAUAUAUAUAUAUAUAUAUAUAUAAGAUAUAAAACUGACACCUGACAAAGAAGGAAAACCAAAUACCUGCGGCCCUCAAAAAAAAAAAGAUUUAGAAAUGACUUUGUUUAAUCCAUCUUGCUUGUGUGCUAAAGAUGCUAACAGCUGGAGGACUAAGGCUGACCUGUUGGGUUCGGUUUAAGUGAACUCGAGUCCAUUUGCCAAGUUAGUGCCGCUCGUUUGCGCUGGUGUGAAAGCUGUCAAUCAAACCCUGGUGCGGACCAAACAACCGUACAGAGAGCACUUUAAAAAGAAAGUGUGACUCUGUUUACUUUCUAGUCUAAAACCUGCUGCGUUCACACAUCAGCUCGUCUCGACCUCACUGACUUUUUUUUAGGAGGAUGACAGGUUCAAGUCUGCAGUUGAUUGUUUGUGUUCACAGCCCUUCUGGACAAUGCCAUAAAAUAAAUUCAUGAUUGUAGUUCACAUAUUAUACUCCAUGCUUUUCAGCUUUUUAUUUUAAGCUGAGUCUUGAUACAGGUUUUAUUUGAUUGUGUAUCAGGGACCGUUAAAUUUGCACUGAUGCACAGACUGUUGUCACGGUGAUUUCAGACUUUUUGUGCAGACAGUCAGGAGAAAAGUCCUGCAGUCUGUGAAUCUGCUUGUGGCGAUACAACCAAAAUAUCAAUCAUGCCAGAAAAUCAUACUACCUGGCGGGAGCAGCUGAUUGGACCAUAAUUUGGCUGUCAUGCCUCAGUGUACAUUGCACCGCUGACGAUGUCAUCGUCGGGCUGAAGUUUAGCCAAGACGAAGCAGGAAGUACCUGAAUGAAUGUGAUUAGGAUUGAAUGUGUUGAUAAUGUGAAUUCAGUUUAAAUAAUUAAACUGUGAAUUUUUUUUCUAUAUGUGAUAUAAUGCAGAGAUUUAAUACUUUAAAAAUACAAUUAUUUCAGAUUGUUUAAUACGGAUACUUACUACAGGUUUUAUUAAAACGAGGCUAAAGAAGAGUCAGGCACAUUCUCAUACUUUUCUUAAUCAGGAUUGUUGUUGUUGUAAUCUGUUUCACAAUCUGAGCGUGUGUAAACAAAACCUUACUCUUAUGUCAACCAUCUCGUCGUGCCUUUACCUAAAAAAUAAAUCCAUUGAAACUCA
Labrus bergylta (ballan wrasse) is the source of this 1739-nucleotide messenger RNA. NCBI's taxonomy places the organism in Eukaryota, Metazoa, Chordata, Actinopteri, Labriformes, Labridae. The record is from RefSeq and is a predicted model, not a curated record.